This is a messenger RNA of Colletotrichum truncatum, 933 nucleotides long. Its product is annotated as s1 p1 nuclease. Lineage: Eukaryota; Fungi; Ascomycota; Sordariomycetes; Glomerellales; Glomerellaceae. The record is from RefSeq and is a predicted model, not a curated record. Gene Ontology annotation, biological process: DNA catabolic process. Gene Ontology annotation, molecular function: nucleic acid binding; endonuclease activity.
AUGAAACUGACCAGCGCCGUCGCCCUGCUCGGUGCAUCUAUGCCCGGAGUUUUAGCGUGGGGAAGUUUGGGACACAUCACAACCGCGUAUAUCGCAAGUAGUUUUGUUGCCAACACAACCGAGGCAUUCUUCCAGGACCUACUGCGAAAUGAGACUGAGCACUAUCUCGCCGGCAUCGCGACCUGGGCCGACACAAUUCGCUACACGCGAUGGGGUCAUUUCACAGGGCCCUUCCACUUCAUUGACGCCAAGGACAGUCCCCCGGAAUACUGCGGUAUCGACUUCGAGCGUGAUUGCAAAGCGGAGGGCUGUGUUGUGACGGCAUUGGCAAACUAUACCGCCCGCUCUCUUGACCCGAAGCUGAGCGGUUGGGAGCGCAACCAGGCUGCCCGCUUCGUUGUCCACUUCAUCGGAGACAUCCAUCAGCCUCUGCACAAUGAAGAUGUCGCGAGAGGCGGCAACGGCAUCCACGUCAAGUGGUACGGUACCGAUUUCAACCUACAUCAUGUUUGGGACAGCUCCAUUGCCGAGAAGUUGAUCGGAGGCGCCAGGCGCAGGCCAUAUGACAACGCGAAGCGGUGGGCGGACGCAUUGGCCGAAGAGAUAAAGAUGGGCAAAUUUGCAGACCAGAAGAACGAAUGGCUCAAAAGCCUCGACUUCAACAACGUAACGGAAACCGGUCUGCGAUGGGCGAGGGAGGGAAAUGCAUAUGUCUGCACCCACGUUUUUCCCGAAGGUCCGCGUGCGAUCGCCGGCCAGGAACUUGGCGGCGAGUACUUCCAAAAGGCGGCACCCGUGAUUGAACUUCAGGUUGCCCGCGCGGGAGUGAGAAUGGCAGCUUGGCUGGAUCUGAUUGCAUCGGCGUAUACGGAAGAAACAGAGAGGGACAUCGGCUACAAUGCCAACGCCGACAUGGGCUCGGAGGAAUUGUAA